AUGGCUGCUGACUGGCAACCAGAGUGCCUUGUGCCUCAGAACCAGCCGUCCCUCGAUACCGUUGGGGCUCAUUCAGAUAGGGCUUUGCAGAAUACAUCUGGGAACGUGCAGUCAUACUCUGAUGCUUUGACACACGACGUCGCUGGUCGGGAUGAUCACCUCCAGCAGAUGGCUUACAAGUAUCCCCAUCCUCCCGUCCACCACCAAGUCGCUGUCGCCCCGAACCACCACCAGCAAGUAGCAGCUCGGCUCCACGCCCGCAAGCUUCGUCGGCUUCACUCAGUUGGGCCUAAUGUUGGUCCUCGCCGCGGACGAAGCUACCUGAAGUCCCAAAAGUAUCUUGAGUAUCGAGCACGUCCUCGACGUGACACUGGCAAAGAUGGAGAGCCUGUGUGGUCCGAUGAGUUGGAGGAUGCUUUCCAGCAAGCUCUUGAGGCAAACCCUCCCAUGGGUCGACGCAAGUGGUCCGAACGGGGAAAGUCAUACGGCCGAAAUGAGUUGAUUGCCGAAUACAUCUUCAACUUGACUGGCAAGCGACGAACUCGCAAGCAGGUUUCGAGUCAUCUUCAAGUACUCGAUUCGUUCUUGAAAGGAGAUCCAGACUGGGAGCGACUUGUUCGCGAACAGUCUACCGACCGACCAAGUGGACACUCUCAAGCCUCAACACCCAAGUGGAGAGCUUCGGUGGAUCAUGGAGCGUCUAGUCACUACGGAGCUCCGGCACACUACCACGAUCCGAUGCGUUCGAUCCAGCCUUACGCAGGAGACCUACCACCACCUCACUACACUUUGGGUUCAAGCAUGCAAGAGACUGGGACCAAGAACAUCCAUGGCUUUAGCUUUGACAUGUGGGUCAGUGCGCCUCAGGAGGCCAAUCGCGUUGACAAUGCCCUGCAUGCAUAUACCCGUCUGCAAGGCGAUCUCAAUCACCCUGCUCCUCCGAUGCCAUUGGAAAACGUGAAUGGCUGGCGGUCAUCAUUCCCGGAGUUAUCAACCAUUAUCAAUGACGGUUCUCUCGACUGCGACAUUAUUAUGCUUGAAGUCAACCUGCAGCUCAUGUCUGACUUCCCUCCCCCGGGGUCUCGUCUUGGUAUUCAAUUAGACCUUGACUUUGCACACCCUACCGCCGGGGAUGUGUUUAUGGUAGGCCAGAUGGAAGACUGGACAUGCAGCACACAUCUUUAUGAGGCCGGUCGAGAGAAAUGGGACACAUAUCACCCGCUUCCGAAACCUCAAUCUCAGUCAACCAAGGUCAAGCCUCUUUUUGAAUCUCAAUGGUGGGCGAGAAUCUUCACAGAAUUGACCCAAGACAAGCGCAUUGCCGAAGACUCUGCUCAACAAGAAUCCAUUAUUGCGAAUGACGAGCGUACUCGUCGCUAUCUACGCUCUUUGUCUGCAGUACAGGAGAUCCGCGCUGUGCCCCCCAGCUCUAGGCGCCUCUCCAACCAGUUCCAAGGCCAACAGGAUGAGAGUGAACGCAUGGCUAUCUUGGUUUGGAAAUUCCGUCAAACCCGACCUGGUGAAGUUGGCACCACCACUUGGCGCCGGCUGAUUCCGCCGCCGGACCGUACUCAAACCAAUAGCCCUCGGCCAGCUGUUAGUGUUGGUGCCGGUGUUGACCUUCCCCCUCUUUCCUUGGAUUCCAUUCUUCUCAACAAACCAUCGCAGAGCGUCUACCAAACACCGCAAGCCCAUGAUCUGAUUCACCACCCAAGUCAAUCCCAGCCACAAUGGCCAAUGUACUCAUCUUCCCACGACAACGUGGCUAAUAUGUUUAAUUCUUCCGGUCAUCUUGACUUUAUGACCUCUAUCACGAAAGCUGAAGAUGCUCUCGGUGACAAGACAGCCGUCACCUCCGUGCUGGACUCCUUCGCUACUAGCCUUGCACCGGAGACAUCGCAGCCAACCAGCCUCAGCAUGCCCAGUGGGGGGCCAGUGAUGAUGAACAUGCACGAUCUCCCACUCUCUCAUCCAUCUCUUGGAUACAAUAUUGGCCAUGACACCAGCCACUACAUGCCACCUCAACAGCACGGCGUCAGUCUUCACGACAGUAACAACCACAGUGUGCUUAAUGGCUUCUUCGCAUCAGGUUCUCACUCCCUCGAAGAUCUUGGCCAUGCCCAAGCUCCCUGGGGCUCCCAUUCGAACUCUAUCCCUGGCGAUAUGAGUGCUGGUGGAUAUCACCAUAUCCCAUACCAAGAGCACCAAGGUCCUGUUUCGCGAGAGUCGCAACAAUCACACCAUUACGAUGGCAUUCCUGAAGAUUUGAUGGACAAGCUUGUUGGUCGCAUGUCUAAUGGUCCUAGUAUGCACGGGGCAGGCCCUGAACAUAGCAAUGCUACCUACCCAGAUGAUGGGGCUGUGGAUGCAGUAUAA
Penicillium verhagenii is the source of this 2376-nucleotide messenger RNA. It is a transcript of the gene abaA, whose product is annotated as transcription factor AbaA. The transcript has 3 exons. NCBI's taxonomy places the organism in Eukaryota, Fungi, Ascomycota, Eurotiomycetes, Eurotiales, Aspergillaceae. The record is from RefSeq and is a predicted model, not a curated record. Gene Ontology annotation, biological process: regulation of transcription by RNA polymerase II. Gene Ontology annotation, cellular component: transcription regulator complex. Bases 1 to 2376 code for a protein of 791 amino acids. Gene Ontology annotation, molecular function: RNA polymerase II cis-regulatory region sequence-specific DNA binding; DNA-binding transcription factor activity, RNA polymerase II-specific.